AAAUGAUUAACAGGUGACUAUUAUAGAUCUACCUAAAUAAGAUCUUACUAAUCCUUACACUUCACAUGUUUUAAAGAUGGGAUCUAAUAUGCAAGUGGCUGCCAAAAUCUUCUUUACUGCUUUUUGGUUAUCUUUUUUAACCUUGGCCAAAAAUCAAGUAGAAAAAGGAGCUUGUGCAGAAGCCUCUUUGCAAAAUGGGAUCAUACAAGAAAUUGACACAGGACGGAAAUAUUCUUACUCAUGUGAUAAAGGCUAUAAAGCAUUUGAUGAGAAAUGGUGGGAUGUGGUAAGCUGCACUGAAGGCCAAUGGAGUUAUGCACCACGGUGUAUACCUAAUGAUCACUGUGGUCAAAUUCCUAAUGGUCCUGCAAAGCACAAUCAAGCAAAGAAGGGAUAUGAGAAUGGGGCAACUGAGGUGGUUGGAUGCGACUCAAACCGAUGUGUUUUUAUAUGUGUCGAAGGAAAGUGGGAGAAGCAAAAUUAUCAAGCUACCAAAUGUGGUUCUCCUCCUUCUGUUGAAAACGCAGUUAUUGCUUCUUACAGUUGGGACAAUGUGAAAUAUUUGUGUCGAGAAAAAUACUCAAUAAAGGGGGGUGAUUUAAUAUACUGUAUGGACUCAGAGUGGGAAAAGCCACCAACAUGUGAAUUAGAAAAAGGAGCUUGUGCAGAAGCCUCUUUGCAAAAUGGGAUCAUACAAGAAAUUGACACAGGACGAAAUUUAUAUUCUUACUCAUGUGAUAAAGGCUAUAAAGCAUUUGAUGAGAAAUGGUGGGAUGUGGUAAGCUGCACUGAAGGCCAAUGGAGUUAUGCACCACGGUGUAUACCUUAUGAUCACUGUGGUCAAAUUCCUAAUGGUCCUGCAAAGCACAAUCAAGCAAAGAAGGGAUAUGAGAAUGGGGCAAUUGAGGUAGUUGGAUGCGACUCAAACACAUGCGUUUUUAUAUGUGUCGAAGGACAGUGGGAGAAGCGAAAAGAUCAUUCUACCAAAUGUGGUUCUCCUCCUUCUGUUGAAAACGCAGUUAUUGCUUCUUACAAUUGGGACAAUGUGAAAUAUUUGUGUCGAGAAAAAUACUCAAUAAAGGGGGGUGAUUUAAUAUACUGUACGGACUCAGAGUGGGAAAAGCCACCAACAUGUGAAUCAGAAAAAGGAACUUGUGCACAAACCUCUGUGACAAAAGGAUUCACAUUUGAACUGGACAAAGGAUUUACUUACUCAUGUGAUAAAGGCUAUAAAGCAUUUGAUCAGAAAUGGUGGGAUGUGGUAACCUGCAGUGGAAGCCAAUGGAGUUAUACACCACUGUGUAUACCUAAAAGUCAUUGUGGUCAAAUACCUAAUGGUCUUGUAAAGCAAAAUCAAUCAAAGAAAGGAUAUGAGAAUGGGGCAACUGAGGUGUUUGAAUGUGAAUCAGAGCCAUGUUGUUUUAAAUGUAACGAAGGCAAUUGGGAGGAGCAAGACUGUGAACCUACCAAAUGUGGUUCUCCUCCUCCUGUUGAAAAUGCAGUUAUUACUUCUUACAAUCAGGAAACAGUGGAAUAUGCGUGUCGAGAAAAUUACACAAUAAAGGGGGAUAAAUUAAUAUCCUGUCUGAACUCAAAGUGGGACAAAACACCAGCGUGUGAAUAAAUUGAAUUGCCCUGAAUCAACAAUCCUUGCCUGCAUACAAUGGACCAACUAUAAUAUCCAGAUGUUCAUCAUGACCAUAUCAAAAACCAUUCCCAUUAUGGCAGGAGUGCCUAUUACACCAGUUUUCAUGUAUUAAAAUUAAACCAGUUUAAUUAA
This is a messenger RNA of Tachysurus fulvidraco (yellow catfish), 1780 nucleotides long. RefSeq names its product complement factor H-like. The coding region runs from base 77 to 1624 and encodes 515 amino acids. NCBI's taxonomy places the organism in Eukaryota, Metazoa, Chordata, Actinopteri, Siluriformes, Bagridae. The record is from RefSeq and is a predicted model, not a curated record. The transcript is spliced from 11 exons.